Teleopsis dalmanni is the source of this 1253-nucleotide messenger RNA. Its product is annotated as major royal jelly protein 1-like. The record is from RefSeq and is a predicted model, not a curated record. NCBI's taxonomy places the organism in Eukaryota, Metazoa, Arthropoda, Insecta, Diptera, Diopsidae. The transcript has 5 exons. Gene Ontology annotation, cellular component: extracellular region. The coding region runs from base 51 to 1202 and encodes 383 amino acids.
UUGAUUUGGUGCUCAGUUCUGUCGCAGACCGCUAUUCAUUAAGAUUCAAUAUGAAUUUAUUUGGAAUUAUAGUAUAUGUUUGUGGAAUUUUGCUGAUAAUUCAGCCGCUGAAGGUGCUUCCUAAUGAAGUUCUUAUUGCAGAAUGGGAUUCUUUUGAUAAUGGUGUGCAUAAAACCAAAAAUGAUGGAAGACCACUAGAUUUUUGUAUGGAAGUUCAACCGGAUGGAUUUUGGCGUAAAUUUAUAACGAUUUCAACUUAUAACCAAUCAAUGCCUUUUACAUUAGCCACUCUAGAUGAUGGCAAUGCUACAGAGUAUGGUGCGGUUAUAAGACCUUAUCCUAAUAUGGAAUGGCACACAAGUGGUAAUUGUCGAGGCAUUGUUACAGCAACAAGUGUAGAGGUUGAAGAUGACUGCCGACGUUUAUGGGUAUUAGAUGGUGGACGCAACUUUACAUCUGAACAACAUUAUCAAGUAUGCCCACCCAAAAUAGUAGUAUUUGAUUUGGUACGAGAUGUUUCAAUAUUUCGUUAUGAAAUUCCCUUCAACCAAUACAGCACUUCUACAUCUAGUUUUAAUGUAAUCACAUUAGCGACAAGUCGUGCAUGUAAUGAGAGCAUUGCUUACCUUACAAACUCAGGCGAUUCAACAGUGACAGUCUUUAGCUUAGCUAAAUUUUCUUCACAUGUCGUGACUAGUGAACUAUUUAAACCUACGCGUCGAUUAACAACGCAAGAAAGUUUGUACAACGAUAUACUUGGAAUAUCACCAAAUCCAUUGGAUAGGCAAGUUUAUAUGCGUCGCUUUGAAUCGAAUAUUUUAAUGUCGAUUCCUGAAACAGUGUUACAUUUUGCACCCUUUUGGCAGCUUAAAUCGCUGAAGCCGUUGGCUGAGUCAUUUAUUAGGAAUAACGGUUACCAACCCGCACAUUAUACAGCGCUAGUUUCUGAUAAGAUGGGCAAUGUAUGGUGUGCGCAGGAAAAUGCUAUUGUUUGCUGGAAUCCUCGCAAUCUUGGAAGUCCCAAGCUAAUUUCUACAAAAGCUGUAGAUGUUCAUACAUUAAGUCAUGUGACUAGACUAAAAGCGGGAUAUGAUGACAUUUUCGGUUAUUUUAUAACAGGAAUAUCAAAUCUGCAUCAUAUAGAGAACCUGAGCACAAAAAGGAAUCAAAUGUUUAUGAUGCCAACUGCGAAUCUUAUUUAGAGAUAAUAAAGUUAUAUAAAACUAAAAGAAAGAAAAUUUAUUUAUAAAUUA